AUGUAUGGAGUUGCGACCUACUCUACCGAUCCAAACAGCAACCAAACGUUUUCACCCGUGACGUUCAAUAAAGAGUGGCCUGAAGUCUGGCGACUCCUUAUCAUGCUCACAUUGGCUACAAUGGGAACCAUUUUUAAUGGAUUCUUCGUGGGUUCGUUCUUCGUGGAGCGCCGGCUUUGUCGAGCUGGUUUGGCCUAUCUUGCGUGUAUUGGAUUGACUGACACGAUAAUUACCAGUGUGAUUUUGCCUAUGUCAACGGUGAUUCUUCUGUCGCGAGACUGGGAUGACGUGAAUUCUUGCAAUGUCGUACAUUGUCUUGGAAUGUCUGCAGUUUACUGCUACUCUCUGUUCUUCAUGUUAACUGCCAUUGAAGAGUAUUUGCGAAUAUGUUGCCCCAAACAAGUUUACGGAAUCAUUACUCGUGGCAACGUUACAAUCACCGCCAUUGCAGUUUUCGUAUUGAGCUUUACGUUGGGUUCUGUUGGUGUCUAUUUGGAUCUUGAUUAUGACUAUUGCGAACGACUACAUUAUGGAAAUACCUAUUAUAGAGCAAUUUCCGUUGUUAUGCUUCACCUAAUACCUUGCAUUUUUACUUUUUAUUACCUCUUUACGGCACAUCUUAGCGUUUUUCGACGGGCUGCUACACAACCUAGGUACAGGCGUUCUCAUGCAUACGGCCGCGACAGUUCAAUCACUGCACUGAAUCUUACAUCAUACAUUAUAUUUUUUAUUGUCUGGAUCCCGUAUGUAAUUAUUUCUUUUAACUUGGGCGCAGCAAGUGAUGAUCAAUAUUACAAUAGCAUUUGGUUCGGUCAUGCACGUGCUGUUCUUGCGACUUCCUUGUAUUGUAUCUUUGAUCGGAUCUUUAGACGUGCUUUUGUUUAUCUUUUUAACUACUGUUGUUGCAAGAGAAGCCUAUCAGGUCAACUAGCGCCUCGCCACCGAAGGGAAUACGGCACAAGAGUACGUUUAUUGCAUCCUCACAUGUUUAUGGCUCGUAGCGCUCAGAUACGUCUCGCAGGUCGAGCAAGAGCGGUAUCCCUCAUUCGUGAAACUCAACAUUUGUAA
Messenger RNA from Pieris macdunnoughi, 1068 nucleotides. NCBI's taxonomy places the organism in Eukaryota, Metazoa, Arthropoda, Insecta, Lepidoptera, Pieridae. The record is from the annotation of a GenBank genome assembly.